Messenger RNA from Acanthamoeba castellanii str. Neff, 393 nucleotides. RefSeq lists its product as uncharacterized. The coding region runs from base 1 to 393 and encodes 130 amino acids. The transcript is spliced from 3 exons. NCBI's taxonomy places the organism in Eukaryota, Discosea, Longamoebia, Acanthamoebidae. The record is from RefSeq and is a predicted model, not a curated record.
AUGGCGGCGUCACCGGUGCCGGUGCGGUGUGGGUUCUGUCUAAGCGAAAGAGGCAAGAAGGACAAGUACCGCUCGUUGCACCCCAGCGUGCCGCAGAGCCUGUUGGAAGAAGACACACCGCCUCUCGUAUGUACUCCGUGCUACAACUUCCUCUACGGCGAGUACGCCCGCAAGUGCGGAGACGACCGUGCGGCCUCUGACAGCGAGAGCGACGAAGAGACCGGCCAGAAGACGCUCGAACGUCGUUAUCCCAACGCCCUUUCCGGGGCGCCUGACACCUUCCACGGGCCUACCCACCCUUGUAUCGGUGGUACUGGGAUCCCGAUGGUGAAGCGCACAACCCAGAAAACGGCGCUGUGCGCGCAGGCGACUGGCGUGCUGCCCUUCAUCUAA